UCUACGCGAUUGGUUGCAAUGUUCGUCCAUCAUUAGAUUAAAUGUUUCAGGGUAGGUUGGUGCGGACACUGUAACAGCGCUGAUGGGCUGCUGUUAAAAACCCGGAGAAGAUUCCGCAACUACCGCGGGACAUUUCUUGAAAGCAUGACUUUGUCAUUGGAAAUGCCCAGUAGUUUGCUGGAUCUGUGGAUCCUUGACAGUUAUCGCGCUUGCAUUACUUCGUUUUAAUGAAAGAAAUGUCCUAAAUUAUUUUUUUAUUUUAAUUUAUUUUAUGGGUUUUAGUUUUAAAUUAAAACUACAUGGGCAUCGGAUAGCAGUAUAGGAUAGCAGUUCCCUCCAAGAACUUGGUGGACGUUUAUCGUUUUGCUUUUUGAUUGCUCCAGUGCUUGGAUUUCGCUCCAUCAGUCCAAGAUUUCUUCGUACUCGCAUUGUUCGUGCUGUUGCUUCGGAAGAAACAUGGGACUGCCCGCUUUGGAGUUUAGUGACUGUCAUUUAGAUAGUCCACAAUUUCGAGAGAGAUUGAAAUCUCAUGAGCUGGAACUGGAGAAGACUAACAAGUUCAUCAAGGAGCUGAUCAAAGACGGGAAAGCGCUUAUUCAAGCCCUGAAAAAUCUGUCAUCAGCGAAGAGGAAGUUUGCCGAAUCACUGAACGAAUUCAAGUUCCAGUGUAUAGGAGACGCUGAGACAGAUGAUGAAAUAUGUAUUGCAAAAUCACUUCAGGAGUUUGCAGGCGUUUUAAAAAACCUGGAAGAUGAGAGGACGCGGAUGAUUGAAAACGCCAGUGAAGUUUUGAUCACCCCCCUGGAACGAUUCCGCAAAGAGCAGAUUGGUGCCGCUAAGGAAGCAAAGAAGAAGUAUGACAAGGAGACUGAGAAGUACUGCAGUGUCUUGGAGAAGCACUUAGGCCUGUCCUCUAAGAAAAAGGAGGCUCAGCUCCAUGAGGCUGAUGCUCAGGUGGACAAUGUCAGGCAGCACUUCUACGAAGUAUCUCUGGAGUACGUCUUCAAGGUGCAGGAGGUCCAGGAGAGAAAGAUGUUUGAAUUUGUUGAACCUUUGCUAGCAUUCCUUCAAGGAUUGUUCACGUAUUACCACCAUGGUUAUGAACUGGCAAAAGACUUCAACCACUUCAAAACAGACCUCACCAUUAGCAUCCAAAAUACGAGGAAUCGGUUUGAAAGCACAAGGUCGGAAGUGGAGUGUCUAAUGAAGAAGAUGAAGGAGAACCCACACGAGCACAAGAGUGUCAGCCCCCACACCAUGGAGGGAUACCUGUUCGUGCAGGAGAAACGUUCCUUUGUGUCCACCUGGGUGAAACAUUACUGCACUUACUACCGGGAGCCCAGACGUGUGACCAUGGUUCUGUUUGACCAAAAAUCUGGAGGGAAGGUGGGAGAGGAAGAAUCCUUCAUUUUAAAGUCCUGCACUCGGAGAAAAACAGACUCCAUAGAAAAGAGGUUCUGCUUUGAUGUGGAGGCGGUCGAUCGGCCGGGGGUGAUCACCAUGCAGGCCCUGUCCGAGGAGGACCGCCGUCUGUGGAUGGAAGCGAUGGACGGGAGAGAACCGGUGUACAACUUGAACAAAGACAACCAGAGUGAAGGCACUGCUCAGUUGGACAUCAUUGGCUUUACUAUUAUGAAGAAAUUCAUUCACGCUGUGGAGACACGAGGAAUCAAUGAGCAAGGGCUGUACAGGAUAGUGGGUGUCAGCUCCAGAGUUCAGAAGCUUCUCAGUCUUUUGAUGGAUCCCAAAACAUCUGCAGAAGUGGAUUUAGACAGUUCUGCUGAGUGGGAGAUUAAAACCAUCACCAGUGCACUGAAGUACUAUCUAAGAAUGUUGCCUGCACCUCUCAUGACGUAUCAGUAUCAGAGAAGCUUUAUCAAAGCAGCCAAACUUGACAAUCUGGAAGCACGCAUCUCUGAGAUUCACAGCAUUGUUCACCGACUUCCUGAGAAAAACCGACAGAUGCUGGAACUACUGAUGAAGCACUUGGCCAGUGUGGCAGACCACCAUCAGCACAAUCUGAUGACAGUGGCCAAUCUUGGAGUGGUGUUCGGGCCCACACUGCUCAGACCCCAGGAGGAGACUGUCGCGGCCAUCAUGGAUAUCAAGUUCCAGAACAUCGUAAUCGAGAUCCUCAUCGAGAACCACGAAAAGAUUUUCAGCACUGCACCCAACCCCAGUACGGCGCAGGUGAAUUCGCAACAUCCGCUGCCACGGCGACGCAGUGCCGAAUGCAAACCGCCCUCCUGCAGUGAGAGACCCCUGACGCUUUUCCACACCCCACCGCCCACUGAGAAAGAGAAAAGAGACAGCGUGUUAAACUCCAGCGCAGAGUCUAUUGUGACCAACUCAUCCAAUAACUCCAACUGCACUCAAAAGGCCAAGCUUAACAGUCUCAACUGUAGCGACCCUGACUUGGAUACAGUCAUGGGGAGACAAAACAGACCCAACUCUCUGGUGCUGUGGCCGAAAUAUGCCACGCUUUCGGGUGCCUUUCGCAAGAGGUUGAACCCAAAGAACAGAUCAAGUGUCCCACUAAGCCCGGUCUCUCCCAGCUCCACCUCGCCACGCUCCCCCUCCUGGCCGAUGUUCUCUGCACCUUCCAGUCCGGUGCUGGCGUCUUCUACUUCCAGCGACUCCUCUCCGGUCAGCCCAACAGUUCGGAAGGCUCGGGCUCUGUAUGCCUGUAAAGCAGAACAUGACUCGGAGCUGUCUUUCACGGCGGGCACCAUAUUUGAAAAUGUUCAUCCUUCACGUGAGCCGGGCUGGUUGGAAGGCACUCUUGAGGGGAAGACUGGAUUAAUACCGGAGAACUAUGUGGAGUUUGUAUAGCCUUAGCAUUGAGCUGACACUGCUGCUGUCUCAACUGUGCUUACUGCAGUGUGGAGGAGGGAACACAACAGCAGAGGUCUGGCCUCUCCUGAUGCUGCUGUAGGAGGUCUGGCCCAUAGAAGAAGCACAAUGGGACCAGUCUGCAGCUAUAUCUGCCUGUCUAGCCGAGGAAGGGAGGCUGUGUGUGAAAGAGCAAGCACACAUCCAGUAAUGUGCACUGCCUUUGAGGAGGUGAUGCUGUAGAAGGCUCAGAUUCUUCUUUAGUGGGUGGAGUGCCUGUAUUUCCAUUUUCUCCCGAUCAGCUGAAGAGGAACUUCACAGGAGUUCUCCUUUGUCAUAUGUCAAUGGCCUUAUUUAUCAGAUGUGGGAGUAUGGCUUCGGCUUCUUUCAUAUUUCACAUGGUCAAGUCUAGGAUUAGAGCAGCACAACAGAGUGACUUUUGUAUCCUGAACUUAGAUUUUAAAAAAAGAUUUACCCUUUGAUGUCCUGAUUUUCAGGGUUGGCUGAAAAGCCGUCUGAAACUGGACGGGCAGACAUAGACUCACACCUAUGCAACUAUUGGGUAGCCCCAAUGUGUUCAUGCAAGAUGUUAAAAGCUGUGGAGCUGACCUGAGCUGUUAACUGGAAGAGUAUAAUGUUGGAUCUUGAAGUGGACUUUUGAAGGCUUUUCACAUAACUGCUAGCUUGCAGUUCAUUGGAUCUUGAAGCCUUUUUCUGUUUUGCUUGCUUGGAUUGGUUUGUUCUUGUGGCUCAGUACUGCAUCACUGAAGAAUCUACUAGAGCUGUCAUCCCUGACAGAAGGAGAAACUCUUGACAAAUCUUGGUCAAACUGUUGCAUUUUGCUAGUUUUAUGUUCUUAUUUUCCUUUGAGGGAAAUUUGGCAAGUCAUGUAAGCCUUGGGUUUGUAAAAAAAAGGUGUAAUAGUAAGAGUGUGGUCUUGAGAUCAUGUGGUGUCAGUCUCUUUUUAUUUAUCGUUUUUUUUAUUAAUAUUCUGCAGGGUGGGAUCCUGACAAUGCUUUAUUUUCUUUUAUUUUGGUUUGUUUAUGAAAUUAACAUUGUAAAUAAGCAAUAUUUGGUAAGGAAUACUUUUUUAAAGCAAAAAAUAUAUAUUUCAGAUUUGUAGUAUACUAAUUUAAUGUUUUAGCUUAUCAGUGGCUCCUUUUUAAUCUUCAGAAACUUUAAUGUUGAUCUUGCCUUAACAUUGUUUCUCAAUGAGAUGGAGAAACUCAGAUUUAUAGCUUUCACCAGCAUUAAAGGCCAGUAGAAAAAGGACAUUAAAGAAAAUUUCAAGGACCCAGAUAUUUGUUUAGUAAUGUUGGUCUAGGUUAAAAGAUCUUGUCAGAGCCUGUCAAACCAAAUGUGAAAGGCAGCCAAACCAGAUGUUUUUUUAAAGAAAGCAUGUUUCAGCUAAUUCUGUUUCUUGUACACGUGACACCAUGGGAAAAGAAUAACACAUCAUCAAUUCAUGUGAAGAUCCUUAAAUUUGGUUGGCAGUGUUUUUGACAGAAACCAUGUGUGUUGUCAUUUUACACUCCUGGUUUGUGGUCUGUGUUUACAUCUCUCCUGAAAUUCCCUACACACUGUAUGGAAAAUACACUAACUUAUUAUCAGAGUGAAUAUAUGAUAUCUCCAUUUUAAAGAACCUAUAAACGUUUGUGUAAAGUAUAGAGUUUUUUGAUGUAUUGAAAUGUGUACAGUAUACAGUAUAUAUUACAGAGGCCAUCAUAUCUCCAGCUCACUCUCACUCAGAAUACUUCAGUCAUGUUAGUGCCUAUGAUGUCAUACAGGUGGAGUUCCAACAUUUUAACAAGGAAAAUUAAAGUACUUAUUAGAUUUC
This is a messenger RNA of Lepisosteus oculatus (spotted gar), 4669 nucleotides long. Its product is annotated as rho GTPase-activating protein 26. The record is from RefSeq and is a predicted model, not a curated record. Gene Ontology annotation, molecular function: protein binding; GTPase activator activity. Gene Ontology annotation, cellular component: cytoplasm. Gene Ontology annotation, biological process: signal transduction. Lineage: Eukaryota; Metazoa; Chordata; Actinopteri; Semionotiformes; Lepisosteidae.